AUGGUUGUAUCUUCAUGCUUUCAGCAUGCAAAGAUCCAGAGGCUGUCUGAAGACGAACGAAAUACCUAUUUGUCAAGUCUUUUUGCUGCACCUUACAACUGGAAGUUAGAUCCUAACCACCCCUCAAAAGACGCAAUCCGACGCGUCUUCUAUUUUCGGGAUUUCGAUUCUGCCUUCAGCUUCAUGGAUGCUAUUGCGAAAAAGGCAAAAGAAAUGAAACACCAUCCUGAAUGGCUUAACGUCUACAACAAGGUUGACAUCACUUUGACAACUCACGAUGCAGGAGGUCUUUCGAAAAAGGACGUUGACCUGGCUUGCUUCAUUUCUGACUGUGCUCACAGAUUUGGUGCAAAGGAAAGCUAG
This is a messenger RNA of Mesocestoides corti, 363 nucleotides long. The record is from the annotation of a GenBank genome assembly. Lineage: Eukaryota; Metazoa; Platyhelminthes; Cestoda; Cyclophyllidea; Mesocestoididae.